This is a messenger RNA of Solanum pennellii, 1587 nucleotides long. RefSeq names its product subtilisin-like protease SBT3.9. Gene Ontology annotation, molecular function: serine-type endopeptidase activity. Gene Ontology annotation, biological process: proteolysis. NCBI's taxonomy places the organism in Eukaryota, Viridiplantae, Streptophyta, Magnoliopsida, Solanales, Solanaceae. The record is from RefSeq and is a predicted model, not a curated record. The transcript is spliced from 8 exons. The coding region runs from base 1 to 1587 and encodes 528 amino acids.
AUGGUUGAAAAUAUAUAUAAUUUAUCACCAUUAGAUGAUGUUGGACAUGGUACACAUGUUGCUUAUACAGCUGCUGGUUCUUAUGUUAAUAAUUUGGAAUAUUAUGGUCUUAAUAUGGGGACAGUAGGUUGGAUGGAUGAUAAAGGUGAAUCAUAUUUUGGUGGUGUUGAUAUUCUUGCUGGUAUUGAUGAUGCAAUAAAAGAUGGUGUUGAUGUAUUAUCAGCAUCAUUUGGUGGUGAUCUAAUUGAUUUUUCUGAAGUUGAUACAACAUCUCAUGGUAUACCUUUUGUUGUUGCUCGAGGAAAUGAUGGACCUGACUCUUAUACAGUUAGUCCUACUUCUCCAUGGAUCAUACUUGUUGCUGCUAGUAAUGAAGAUAGAGAAAUUGUUACUCCAAUAACACUUGCCAACAACAACACAAUACUAGGUAAGGGGAUUUUCCAAGGGAAGGAGCAAGGGUUUGCUUCUUUGAUCACUUUUAGAAAUAUAACAAGUGCUGAAGAUAUUAAAUCUUUAAAUGUUGAGGAAGUGAAAGGAAAAGUUUUAAUGCUUUUCCUUCAAAAGGAAGAUGAUGUAAACCCAUCUUUGAAGGCUUUAAAUACUAGUGGGAUAUUGGCUUUUAUUGCUGCUACUAACCCUCUUAUUGGAAUAUAUGACUACAAUCAAACUAGCGGUGUCUCUAUACCAUUUGUUUAUGUUGAUUUUGAGCAAGGAAAUCAAAUAUUUGAUUAUUUUCAACAAUGUAAAUCGAGUAAUAUAGAUUCUAAGAUUAAAAUCAGUCGAUCUGAAGUUCUUGAGGGCCAGAAAGUAAUCUUAAAGGUGCCUAAGUUCUCAUCAAGAGGUCCAAGCUCACUUACGCCUGAUAUUUUGAAGCCGGAUAUUGCAGCUCCUGGUGUAAAUAUACUUGCAGCAUUUCCUCGUGAUAAUGGAUUUAUAAUGUAUUCUGGAACAUCAAUGGCAGCUCCUCAUGUUUCUGGAAUUAUUGCACUCCUUAAAGUUGCACAUCCUACUUGGUCACCCGCGGCUAUUAAAUCCGCUCUUGUAACUACGGCGUGGAAUGAAGACACAUAUGGAUCUGAAAUAUUUUCAGAAGGAGUAGGAGAUAAAAUUGCUGAUCCAUUUGAUUUUGGAGGUGGCAUUUGUAAUCCAAAUGGAGCUAUGGAUCCUGGGUUAAUAUAUGAUAUGGAUAACAAUGAUUAUUUGAAUUAUGUUUGCAGUUUGGGUUAUAGUAAUGAAAAGGUACGGAAUGCGAGUACGUAUUUUUUCGGUACGAAUAAUUCAACAACAAGAGGAAUUAUAUGUCCAAGUAAAGUACCUUCAAGGUUGGAUUUAAAUCUCCCUUCAAUAGCCAUUCCAAAUCUUAAGAAUUCAGUUACUAUUCGAAGAACUGUUACUAAUGUUGGAGAUGUCAACUCCAUAUAUAAAUUAGUGGUUAAAUCUCCAAGAAAUAGUGUAAUUAAAGUGAGUCCAGAUGUAUUGAAGUUUGAUUCCAACACAAAGAAGAUAUCAUUUGAGGUCAAAAUCAUAUCCACAUAUCAAAGGAAGAGUAAAUUUAACUUUGGAAGUUUGGCAAACAUUAUGUUAUAA